CACGAUGGAUUGUUAUUGUUGUGAAUAAAUCGUGCUUAAUAAAACACCUGGUUUUUGAAACGUGUGUUUUAUUUUGUAUAUAAGUUAUACUUAGUGUGAAGUUAUUUCAGAAGUAGUUUAGACGCGAUGACGGGUAGAUUACUGUGUAGUGUCGCUUUAGUGGCUCAUGUAUUUGUUUUAGUUAUAUGUACAGACCCAGUAGCACAAGAGUCAUCACCAACCAGUGAAACAUCGCCAUUCGAUGAUUCUUCAAAUGACAUCAGUCUAGUCAAGCAAAAGAAAAAAUGUCAUAGAGUCAAAAAAUGUCCGAAGAACGAAGAGUAUUCUCACUGCUCGCAAUUAGUCCAACGAGCUCAAUACUGCUCGGAGAAGGGACAACCGUACCAAUACUUUGAACAGGAUACCACGUCUUGUAAGCAGGGGUGUGUCUGCAAAGAAAACUAUCUGAGGGAUGAUAAUGGGAAUUGUAUACCGGCAGAAAAAUGCCCAACCACAUGUGGUGACAACGAAGUCCUUGCCAAUUGUCCGGCAGACUGCGCUUCUGACUACUGCCCGACAGAAGAAACAAAAGAGAGUACCUUCUGUGAGCCGCAAGAAGUUUGUCCUCCACCAGCUUGCAGAUGUGCCUUCAACCAUCGCCGAGCGUCCAAUGGGACUUGUAUACCCACUAGGAGUUGUCCUCCCUUCGACUGCAGCGCAAGACCUAAUGAAGAGUUUGAUCCAUGCCCCCCUCUGUGUCCCACUGAUGACUGCAGCCAAGCUUCUCCGACUGGGGAAUGUCCACGACUCUUCGGACAAAUAGGAAUAGUACUGAUAUGCAAUCCUCAAUGCAGAUGCAAAAAAGGCUAUUGGAGACUCAAUGGCGAAUGUGUACCUUAUGGACAGUGCCCUGGAGUUUGCCCCGCCAAUGAAAGAUAUUCAGAAUGCAUACAAGGAGAGUGCAGAGCUCUGAACUGUACACAAAAGGACCAGUCAGUUCCUUGCGUCCGAUUGGACCCUAAAUUCUGCUUGAAAGGAUGUGUAUGUGAAGAAGGUUAUCUGCGAGACGAAAAUGGGGUUUGUGUACCUCAAGACCAAUGCAAAAAGGAAACUGAACCCACCACCUGCCCACCAAAUGAGCAGUUUACAGAAUGUACACAAAUAGUCUGCAGAGCACAGAAAUGUGAACAAAAGAAUUGGCCCAUACCGUGUCCGGGCAUUGCUGCAGGAUCAUGCAUUAAGGGAUGUGUGUGCCAAGACGGGUACUUGCGAGACGACAACGGUGACUGCAUACCUGAAGACAAGUGCAUACCCAAUCCCUGCCUACCAUCCGAGGAGUUUUCUAACUGCACUCAAGCAGUUUGCAGAGCUCAGAAUUGCUCAGACAAGGAUAUUCCGCAAGCGUGUCCGAGCGUUGCUGACGGCGAUUGCAAACAAGGAUGCGUGUGUCAGGAAGGGUCCUUGCGUGAUGAAUCCGGAUACUGUGUACCAGAAAGACUUUGCAGACUGAAUACAUGUCUUUUCAACGAAGAGUGGUCGAGCUGUGUUCAAUCUACCUGCAGAGCACAAAAUUGCACUCAGAAGGGACUGACUGUGGAGUGCCCGAAUUUCAAUAUAGGAGAUUGUACAUCGGGAUGCAUUUGCAAGGAAAAUUACUUGAGAGACGAAUCGGGAUUUUGUGUACCUGAGGAGAGCUGUGAUAAGAAAGAAGAACCCACUACCUGCCCACCUAACGAGGAGUUUUCAAAGUGCUUCCUACGAAUCUGCAGAGCUCAAUUCUGCCAAGAUAAGGGUCAGGACAUUCCUUGUCCAGAUAUCCCGGAGGAAUCUUGUUUAGAAGGAUGCGUGUGCAAAGAGGGCUACUUACGUAAUAAAAACGGUGAAUGCAUUGCCGAAAAUGAAUGCAGCGCUGAUCUCUGUACUGCGCACGAAGAGUUUUCUAACUGCACCCAAGCAGUUUGCAGAGCUCAGAAUUGCACAGACAAGGGAAUUCCGCAAGCAUGUCCAAGUGUGGCUGACGGUGACUGCAAGCAAGGAUGCAUUUGUAAGGAAGGAUACUUCCGUGAUAAAAACGGUUAUUGUGUACCAGAAGAACUAUGUAGCAAGGAAUGUGGAACAAAUCAAGAGCUACGUUGCAUGAACUCCUGCCCCCCUCAGAAGACUUGCAGUACUCGUAGGUUUGCCGUCACCUGUCCACCAUCCCCUUAUGUCUGCAAAUGUGUUUGUAAGCCAGGACACGUGAAGGACGAUAAUGGGCAAUGCAUUCCUGAGGAACAAUGUGAUCAAUUAUGUUCACAAAACGAAGAAUUUUCUGAAUGUGUUCAAGCUACAUGUAGACACCAAAAUUGUACUCAAAAGGGAAUGCCAUUGGGCUGUCCGGGAAUUGUAACUGGAGAUUGUAAAUCGGGAUGCAUUUGCAAAGAAAAUUACUUGAGAGAUGAAUCAGGAUUAUGUGUACCUGAGGAGAAAUGUGAUGAGGAAGAAGGCCCCAAAACCUGUCCACCGAACGAAGAUCUGGUCGAUUGCGCCAACGCUCUUUGCAGAGCACUAAACUGUAGGGAAAGAGGCACACUUCCACCCUGCCCUUCGGUCCCAAAAUGUAUUAAAGGUUGCGUCUGUAAAUACGGCUACCUUCGCGACGAAAAUGGCACCUGUGUGCCUACAGAGCAGUGUCCCGUUCCCACCUGCCAACCUAACGAAGAGUUUUCGACUUGUACUCAAGCGAUCUGUAGAGCUGAGUACUGCAGUGAAAAGAAUGAGUCCAUACCCUGUCCAGGUAUCCCGGAGGGAUCCUGCUUAGAGGGAUGCGUAUGUCGGGAAGGAUUCUUGCGUGAUCAAAAUGGAUACUGUGUACCAGAAGAACUAUGUGAUUACCAAUGUGGAAACAACCAAGAGGUACGUUGCGUGCAAUCCUGUCCCCCUGAGAGGACUUGCAAUAAUAGUGACCUUGCCGUCAGCUGUGCUCCGUCCCCUUGUGAAAACAAAUGUGUUUGCAGACCAGGCUUUGUAAAGGAUGAAAUUAACGAAUGCAUACCCGAGGAAGAAUGUCCCGGUCCCUGUAGCGAGAACGAGGUGUUUUCUAACUGCACCCAAGCAGUUUGCAGAAAUCAGAAUUGCUCAGACAAGGAUAUUCUGAAAGCGUGUCCGAGCGUUGUUGAUGGCGACUGCAUACAAGGAUGCGUGUGUCAGGAAGGAUACUUCCGUGAUGCAAACGGAUACUGUAUUCCAGAAGACCUAUGUAGUAAGGAAUGUGGAAAGAACCAAGAGCUACGUUGUGUGCAAGACUGUCCCCCUGAAGCAAAUUGCGGAAAUCGUGGCAUUGCCGUCAGCUGUGCACCGUCCCCUUGUGAUUACAAAUGUGUUUGCAAACCAGGACUCAUUAAGGAUUAUAAUGAUGAAUGCAUUCUUGAAGAACAAUGUGAUAAAUUAUGUCCACAAAACGAAGAAUUUUCUGAAUGUGUUCAAGCUACAUGUAGACACCAAAAUUGUACUCAAAAGGGAAUGCCAUUGGGCUGUCCGGGAAUUGUUACUGGAGAUUGUAAAUUGGGAUGCAUUUGCAAAGAAAAUUACUUGAGAGAUGAAUCAGGAUUAUGUGUACCUGAGGAGAAAUGUGAUGAGGACGAAGGCCCCAAAACCUGUCCACCGAACGAAGAUCUGGUCGAUUGCGCCAACGCUCUUUGCAGAGCACUAAACUGUAGGGAAAGAGGCACACUUCCACCCUGCCCUUCGGUCCCAAAAUGUAUUAAAGGUUGCGUCUGUAAAUACGGCUACCUUCGCGACGAAAAUGGCACCUGUGUGCCUACAGAGCAGUGUCCCGUUCCCACCUGCCAACCUAACGAAGAGUUUUCGACUUGUACUCAAGCGAUCUGUAGAGCUGAGUACUGCAGUGAAAAGAAUCUGUCCAUACCCUGUCCAGGUAUCCCGGAGGGAUCUUGCUUAGAGGGAUGCGUGUGUAAGGAAGGAUUCUUGCGUGAUCAAAAUAGAAACUGUGUACCAAUAGAACUAUGUGAUGACCAAUGUGGAAACAACCAAGAGGUACGUUGCGUGCAAUCCUGUCCCCCUGAGAGGACUUGCAAUAACAGUGACCUUGCCGUCAGCUGUGCUCCGUCCCCUUGUGAAAACAAAUGUGUUUGCAGACCAGGCUUUGUAAAGGAUGAAAUUAACGAAUGCAUACCCGAGGAAGAAUGUCCCGGUCCCUGUAGCGAGAACGAGGAGUUUUCUAACUGCACCCAAGCAGUUUGCAGAGCUCAGAAUUGCUCAGACAAGGAUAUUCUGAAAGCAUGUCCCAGUGUUGCUGACGGCGACUGCAUACAAGGAUGUGUAUGUCAGGAAGGAUAUUUCCGUGAUGUAAAUGGAUACUGUAUACCAGAAGACCUGUGCACUAAAGAGUGUGGAACAAACCAAGAGCUACGCUGUGUGCAAGACUGUCCCCCUGAAGCAAGUUGCGGAAAUCGUGGCAUUGCCGUCAGCUGUGCACCAUCUCCUUGCGAUUACAAAUGUGUUUGCAAACCAGGACUCAUCAAGGAUUAUAAUGACGAAUGCAUUCUUGAGGAACAAUGUGAUAAAUUAUGUCCACAAAACGAAGAAUUUUCUGAAUGUGUUCAAGCUACAUGUAGACACCAAAAUUGUACUCAAAAGGGAAUGCCAUUGGGCUGUCCGGGACUCGUUCCCGGGGCUUGUAAACCGGGAUGCAUUUGCAAAGAGAAUUAUUUACGAGAUGAAUCUGGAUCCUGUGUACCCGAGGAGGAAUGUGAUGAAGAAGAAGGCCCCAAAACCUGUCCACCUAACGAAGAUCUGGUAGAUUGCGCCAACGCUCUUUGCAGAUCACUAAACUGUAACGAAAGAAGUAUACUUCCACCUUGCCCUUCGGUCUUGAAAUGUAUAAAGGAUUGCGUCUGUAAAUAUGGAUACCUUCGCGACGAAAAUGGCGUCUGCGUGCCUAAAGAGCAGUGUCCCAUUCCCACCUGCCAAUCUAACGAGGAGUUUUCGACUUGUACUCAAGCGAUCUGUAGAGCUGAGUACUGCAGUGAAAAGAAUCAGUCCAUACCCUGUCCAGGUAUCCCGGAGGGAUCUUGCUUAGAGGGAUGCGUAUGUCGGGAAGGAUUCUUGCGUGAUCAAAAUGGAUACUGUGUACCAGAAGAACUAUGUGAUUACCAAUGUGGAAACAACCAAGAGGUACGUUGCGUGCAAUCCUGUCCCCCUGAGAGGACUUGCAAUAAUAGUGACCUUGCCGUCAGCUGUGCUCCGUCCCCUUGUGAAAACAAAUGUGUUUGCAGACCAGGCUUUGUAAAGGAUGAAAUUAACGAAUGCAUACCUGAGGAAGAAUGUCCCGGUCCCUGUAGCGAGAACGAGGUGUUUUCUAACUGCACCCAAGCAGUUUGCAGAAAUCAGAAUUGCUCAGACAAGGAUAUUCUGAAAGCGUGUCCGAGCGUUGCUGACGGCGACUGCAAACAAGGAUGCGUGUGUCAGGAAGGAUAUUUCCGUGAUGCAAACGGAUACUGUAUUCCAGAAGACCUAUGUAGUAAGGAAUGUGGAACAAACAAAGAGCUACGGUGCGUGCAGUCUUGUCCUCCUGAAGUAAAUUGUGGAAAUCGUGACCUUGCCGUCAGCUGUGCUCCAUCCCCUUGUGAUUACAAAUGUGUUUGCAAGCCAGGACUCAUCAAGGAUUAUAAUGACGAAUGCAUUCCUGAAGAACAAUGUGAUAAAUUAUGUCCACAAAACGAAGAAUUUUCUGAAUGUGUUCAAGCUACAUGUAGACACCAAAAUUGUACUCAAAAGGGAAUGCCAUUGGGCUGUCCGGGAAUUGUUACUGGAGAUUGUAAAUUGGGAUGCAUUUGCAAAGAAAAUUACUUGAGAGAUGAAUCAGGAUUAUGUGUACCUGAGGAGAAAUGUGAUGAGGAAGAAGGCCCCAAAACCUGUCCACCGAACGAAGAUCUGGUAGACUGCGCCAACGCUCUUUGCAGAUCACUAAACUGUAACGAAAGAGGUAUACUUCCACCUUGCCCUUCGGUCUCAAAAUGUAUAAAGGAUUGCGUCUGUAAAUAUGGCUACCUUCGCGACGAAAAUGGCGUUUGUGUGCCUAAAGAACAGUGCCCCGUGCCUACCUGCCCGUCUAACGAGCAGUUUUCAGAUUGCACUCAAGUACUCUGUAGAGCACAGUACUGCACUGAAAAGGAUGGGCCUGUAUUCUGCCCGAGUAUCUCGGAGGGGUCUUGUCAAGAGGGAUGUGUAUGCAAGGAAGGUUAUUUGCGUGAUGACGAUGGUAAAUGCGUUGCUGAAAGUGAAUGCAAAGCUGUUACCUGUCCACCUAAUGAAGAAUUUUCAGAAUGUGCCAACGCUGUUUGCAGACCACUGAAUUGUACGCAUAGAGGUCUAUUCUUGCCUUGCCCUCAAGUCUCAGGUUGUGACAAAGAAUGCAUCUGUAAGGAAGGAUUCCUUCGCGAUAAAAAUGGUGAUUGCGUACCUGAAGACCAGUGUCCUCCUCAAAUAACCUGUAGCGAAAAUGAAGUUUUGGACGCUUGUCCAUCAAAAUGUACUUCGGAUUAUUGCCCAAAGUCACCUAAUGAAAAAGAGACAUGUCUUCCAUUAUUCCCCUGCACCCCGGCUUGUAGAUGCAGGUUUAAUGAAAAGCGAGCUGAGAACGGCACUUGCAUACCCACUUCCAGCUGUCCUCCCUUUGACUGCAGUGACUUUCCGAAUGAAGAGUAUGUCGCCUGCCCACCUUACUGCCCUACCGAUGAAUGUGGCCAACCUAGGCUUAAAGGUCGAUGCCCGUUCAGAAUAGGCGUUGUUCUGGAAUGUUUCCCAAAAUGUCAGUGCAAGGAAGGAUACGGCAGAGUUAAUGGAACUUGCAUACCUUUUGAAGAAUGCCCUGACCUUUGCCCUGCCAAUGAAGAGUAUUCCCCAUGCGUGGAAAAGACCUGCAGACCCCAAAACUGUUCAGAAAGAGACACGAAAAUUGAAAACUGUUCUCCUUGUACCGCAACUCCGUGUCACAGAGGCUGUGUAUGCAAGGAGAAUUACUACAGAAAUGAAAAAGGUGACUGCGUCCCCUCUGAGGAGUGUGAAGCUUCCCUCUGCCCAAAUGCCAACGAAGUGUACACGUCAAACUUCAAGGAAUGUCCUCCAAAUACCUGCAACUCCUUAGUAGCCAAGUACAAAUGUGACGCAAACCAGAAGGAGAGACCAGGGUGCCUCUGUGCCUCAGGAUACUUAAGAUUAAACACAACUUCACCAUGUAUACCUCUGUGUGACUGUCCAGAAAUGGCUAGUUCCCCAGAUUGUCUUAAAUAAAAUCUUUCAUUAUCAGCCUAGUAUUUUAAAGCCACAUUGAGGACGGCUUCCAGUCUAAUCAGAUCGUGUCGUACAUGGAUCGACUGUCAAUCUUAUCUUCAUAAAAUAGCUGUCACGGAAUCCUUGCUAAGACUGGUUGGUUUACCUGUCUUCUAUUUAAUCAUUAAAAUAUGUUCGAGUGACUAUUAGGAUCCACGGCUUAACGUGGUUACCGAAGCAAGGUUGAACUCGUUAUGGUUUCAGCCUUUUAAAAUUUACAAUUAAAUCUUUAAUACAUGCA
Messenger RNA from Helicoverpa armigera (cotton bollworm), 7552 nucleotides. Its product is annotated as zonadhesin. Bases 127 to 7272 code for a protein of 2381 amino acids. The transcript is spliced from 38 exons. The record is from RefSeq and is a predicted model, not a curated record. NCBI's taxonomy places the organism in Eukaryota, Metazoa, Arthropoda, Insecta, Lepidoptera, Noctuidae.